CGGAUAAAAAAAAAUCAAGCAGUCAAGAGAAUCAAAAGGCAAAAAUGCGACUCGACGAGAAGAUCAGUAGCGUCGCGUUCGGCCGAUUAACGAAAAUCGAUGCCGACAAAAAUGUGCCACGAAUAAGAGUGUGUGUCCUAGGAUUGGCGGCGGUCGGAAAAACGGCUGUGGUGGUUCGUUAUUUGACCAAUCGAUUCAUCGGAGAAUACUGCUCGGGAAAAGAUUUGCUCUACAAGAAAACAAUAAAAAUCGAUGGAUUCCCUUCGCAGAUUGAAAUAGCAGACACUUCAAACGCUUCGGCGGAUUUUUCAUUCCCAACGGUUCAUGUUUCAUGGGCAGACGCAUGUAUAGUUGUCUAUUCCAUCGGAAAUAGCUCGAGUUUCGAGGCCGCAGCUACGAUGCUUGAAAAAAUUCAGAAUCUCAAAAUGCCUUUUUAUCUACCGGUACUUUUGUUGGCCAAUCAAAAAGAUCUCGAACACCUACGUCAGGUUCGCGUAGAGGAUGGCCAAGCGUUGGCGGUACAAAAUAAUUGUCAUUUCGCCGAACUCUCGGCCGCCGAAGAUGUCGAAGGAGUGGCGCUCACCAUGACGGCCUUGUUCAGAGAGGUGCGGACGCUCAAGUCGCAGCGGACGGCCGUUCGCCAAAAAAAGCCAUCGCUUAUGCACGUCACCAAGUUAUUCAGCUCGUUAAUUGGACGUUCCUCUGGUACUUCUUUCAGUGAAGCAGACGGUGAAAAGCCCAAACUUAAAAGUAGUUCAACUGCAUCGUCGCUUCACACGAGCGACGAAAGUGAAAGCAAAGCGAAUACGCCAACGGAGAAGGAGGUCAAAUCGAAUAAAGGAAUUAAAAAACGACCUUCUUUCUCUCUAUAAUUG
Molecule: messenger RNA, 875 nt
Organism: Daphnia carinata
Lineage: Eukaryota; Metazoa; Arthropoda; Branchiopoda; Diplostraca; Daphniidae
Product: ras-related and estrogen-regulated growth inhibitor-like protein
Exons: 5
Coding region: 45-872 (275 amino acids)
Molecular function (GO): GTP binding; GTPase activity
Source: RefSeq, a predicted model, not a curated record